GUUAGAACAAGUAUGACUGUUGAUCGAAGAGUUUGCAAAAAUUUCUAAUUUCAUUCGUUCCUCUCAUAAAGAAGAGAAAAAAAAUUAUAAAACAAUAAAUGUGAGUGCUGAAAAAAGGAUUGUGUAAAAUUAAUCAUAUAUGAAAUGUAACAGCUAAAAGUGAAUAAAGAAAAAAUAAUUGAAAAUUAAUAAAAAAAAGGAAGAAUAAAGGAAACAUAAAUUAAUCAUCAAGGAAAAUUAAAAACAGAUUGUGAAAAAAAUUCUAAUCAUCUUCAUUUGAAGAAUAUUUCUUUUCAAGAGGGAAAUAUUGAUCAUUAAAAGUGCAUUUGUCAUCGUCAACCACGGCAAUGCCUGUUCCAGGCAGCGUGCAACAGGGUCAGAAUCCAACACAGGGACUUGUUCAUUGGAUGAGUGCAGUCAUGGCUGAGCAUAUGACAUCAAAUUCCCAUCAUGAUUCUGUUGGAAUGCAUUACAUGUGGAAUGGAGCUGUCGAGCAAUGUGCUCAACAUACGAAAGAUAUUACUGAUUAUAACAAUUGGACUCCGCGAAAUCAUAUGUCAAUGAAGCAAGGCUUUGAGGCAAAGAUGAAUAUAGAUCAUCAUGGAUCAAUUCAAAAAGGUCAUCUAUUGGAUGAACAUCAUGGCAUUAAUAUUCAAAAUAAUCAAGUAUAUUCAACCACUGGACCAUUAAGAACUACUUCUAGUAGCAAUUCACCUGGAAAUCUACAUGGCCAACAAUCAUCCACACUUUUGGUUGUUCCACAACCUAUCAAUGCAACAAAGAUAUCAACAGGUCUAUCUAACAAUACAGGUCGAAAAUAUCAAUGCAAGAUGUGUCCUCAAAUAUUUUCUUCCAAAGCUGAUCUUCAACUUCAUACGCAGGCACAUAUGCGAGAAGCAAAACCAUAUAAAUGCACACAAUGCUCUAAGGCAUUUGCGAAUUCAAGCUAUUUAUCACAACAUACACGAAUACAUUUAGGAAUCAAGCCCUAUCGAUGUGAAAUUUGUCAACGUAAAUUCACUCAACUUUCACAUCUACAGCAGCACAUUCGUACUCAUACAGGUGAUAAGCCCUAUAAAUGUCGUAAUCCAGGAUGUGUUAAGGCUUUCUCACAACUUUCAAACCUCCAAUCGCAUUCGAGAAGUCAUCAAACUGAUAAACCAUUCAAAUGCAAUUCAUGUUAUAAAUGCUUCGCAGAUGAACCGUCGUUACUUGAACAUAUUCCCAAACAUAAAGAGUCAAAGCAUUUAAAAACGCACAUUUGUCAAUAUUGUGGAAAAUCAUAUACGCAAGAAACUUACUUACAGAAACAUAUGCAGAAACAUUCAGAAAGAACUGAUAAGAGACCACCAAUUUCAGGAAGAAGUCAGGGAAAUCAGAACAGUAAUAACAAUAACAAUAGUGCUGCUAAUUCAACAAACAACAACAACAAUAACAAUCACAACAGUAGUCUUUCAACUAAUCAAUCUGCAAAUAAUAACAACAAUCCUAAUGUUUCCAUGUCAUUAAGUUCUGUUGUCCAAACCGGUGUCUCGUUGCAACAAGAUCAUCCAUAUUGGCCAAAAGUAAGUCCCGAUUCAGCAGCAAACAUUUCAUCCGAAGUGAUUCAACAUCAGCACCAACAAGAAUUUCAGUUACCAAAUGGACAUGAACUUCAUCAUCAUAGGGACGAAAAUGUUGAGAAUGAUUUGAAUGGGCAAACUUUGAAUGUUUCGUCAACCUCAAAUGUGUACGAUAAUCAAUCAAAACUUGUAUCAAAUUCUGCAUUUACACCCAUUAACGCCAUGCAAUCUCCCUUCAAUUUACAACAUCAUCAGUUAGCACAGCGACCCUACAUUUAUGAUGCAAUUAGCAUUCCAAAUAAAAAUGUACAAAAUACUGGAAAUAGUUUUCCAAAUCAAUUAAUAUCUCUACAUCAAAUUAGAAAUUAUCAACCGAGCGGUUUAAUGACUGGUGAGCAUAUACUUGGUGUUAAUGUUGUUGGCAAAGAAAAAGAAUAAAACUUUUAAAUAAUCAAUUAAUCUGAAAUUUUAGCUGCUAAUUAAGGAUUUCCACCGUCCAGUAGAUAUCAUAAUGCGCAUCCUAAAUUCCUUAGCAUAGUCGUUUUUCUUAUUUUUUAUUAAAGUUACCGCGCUUAAAUUCUUAAAGGUCAGUUCUGUUUACUAAUGACUUCCAGCAUUUAUUAAGGAUAAUUAUCAAACUUUUUUUGGGCAAAUCAUUUCUCUGAAACAGAGAUAGGCAAAAAUUUAUUUUAUUAUGGACGUGAUUUGUAGCUGGCCCUUGAUAAAAAAUAAUCUAAACUUGAAAAAUUCGAAUAAUAUCCUGAAAGGAUCUAAAUGUUUUAUUAAUGAUCUGCACCAGAACUGUUUACUAAGUUGUUGUUUUGGCUUGAUGAAAUAUUAAUCAGAAUGUUUAUUUGGAUCAGCACUGAUGUAAAUUUAGGGCAUCGUUAAACUAUUCAUGACAGCCACGCAUCGACAUAAUGUUGGUAAACUAAGCAUAUCUGACCAAGUCAUCUGAUUAAACAACACUGAGUUGCAAAUGAUAACAGUUAAAUUUUGUUGCUUUCUAUUCCUAUCUAUGUGAACUUUUGUCAAACGCGCGAAACUGAUCUACAUGAUUAAACUUUUUAAAUAAAUCACCAUAAAUGAAUGAAUGAAAUAAUUAUUUAAAUAAAUAUGAAUUAGUAAUUAUACAUUUUAAAAGAAGAGUAAAUAAUGUCUGUAAGUAUUUUAUAACAUAUUUCAUUAAAUGUCAAAUCAAAGGGGUAUCAAUUAAAAUUUCAUAAUAAAAUGUAAGCUUGAUAAAUAAAUUUUAAAAAAAUUAAAGAACGUGAUUUCUAUCAAGAUAUUAAGCUUUUUAAUAAUGUCAAAACUCAUUGCGUCAAUUCAAUGUACUAUAAAUGUUUAAAUUCAGAAUUUUAGACUUUGAAAAUGUUCCAAUUCAUAAAUUAAAUUUAAAGAACAAUUAGAAAUAUCUUAUUCAUGUCGGGAACAAUAUUGUUCAUCGUGAUCUCAUAUGAAUAGAGUACACAAGAAUGGUUUUAUCAUAACUAUCUUAUUUGCUCAAUUUUCUUUAUUAUUUCAGUUUUAAAAAAAUCAAAAAGACCACGAUGAUAUUUGUUUAUAAAUAUAAAUGAUUUAUGUUUAUGCUCAUAUUUUCCUCUGCUAAUUCCAUAACCGUAAGAUCAUAAAUCUGUGAUAUUAUUCUCAACGCAUCUCAAAACAUUUAAUUGCUGUAAAUUUAAAUAUAAUAAUAUGAGUACAUGAACUUAAUUGUCUUAUAUUUCCCCAAAAAAAAAAUUAAAAUGUUUGUAAAUUUAAAUCUAAUCCUACAUAUUAAAUUAUGUAUUUCUUUUUGUAAUAUGUUCAAUUCUAUUGAUAAAAUGAUGAUAAGAAUAUUAAAUAAUAAAAUGAACUUGUACAUGUU
Messenger RNA from Chironomus riparius, 3429 nucleotides. The record is from the annotation of a GenBank genome assembly. Lineage: Eukaryota; Metazoa; Arthropoda; Insecta; Diptera; Chironomidae.